GUUAGCACUUAAUCCUUUGAUUGUCAAAUCAUAUUAUAUUCAACAUACCAUACAUAUUGUCUUGAAUUUUACAAUACUAAAAAUUUUAAUUUUGGUUGGUAAACACUAUACAUUUGGAAGGUGAAACUUCCCUUAAGCGCGAUGUCCUUUAACCGUCCCAUAAAUAAAAAUCAAGAUAAGUUAAGUUUGGUGAUCGCGAAGGCCAUGGUAAACAGACUUCCUCUUCCCGCUGAUGAAACGCUGUAUUAAUAACAUAUGCUCUCGCACAAUAAUUGCAAAAUGUGCUGGGCAACAAUUCAACUGUAAAUACAAGUUUUGCUAUAUUUGCAGUGGACUUCCAACAACAACGAUUGGCCCCUCGCCUCGCACCAUGGACGUUGGUAUGGGUCAAGGCGGACCACUGAACGUCGAUUACCUGCUUCAACCUCAUCACCACUACCAUCAAAUACAACCACAUAAUCUACAGUACUCCGGCGACAGAACCUGCUCUAUGUCACAAGGCACGAGUGAUCAAUCAAGAGCUUUCGGUGACUGUGGCGGCGCCAGUUGGGAUGACUGCGAUGCCAACUCUCCAAUACAUUCACCCCGUUCACAAAACACAAGUAGAGAAGAGGAUGACAGCUCAAAUGCCAAUGAACACGACUCCAAGAGUAGUCAUCAGAGUGAAUUUUCAAAGAAGAGAAGAGGAAGCCAUGAAAAAAUGCAGCAUUCAAAGCUGCAAGUCGGAGCUGCGAAAUGUGACACCGUUGACAGUUGACAACAUCAGCACGAGUCGCUCCAGGUCCUGCGAUGUCUUUUCAAUGAGAGUAAGUCGAAUCAGAGAUGGAUGAAGCUUAGGACAACCGUCCAGAUAUCAUCAGCAAUAUCAGCAAAGAAACCUCCUUUAAAAAGAGAAGAUUCUUUUCUACAACGCUUUUCUACAAGAACUGAAGCUCAAAAAGCUGUCGAAGAUACUGGUAGCGAAUGUGGUACGUCAGGUAACCAUGGUGAUUCGCGUAGGAGAAGGAAAAGAAGAAGGUGGGAACAACCAAAAUCUGUUGUCAACCCAGAUUCAAAUUUUUACUUCUAUUGGUUAUUAAUUGUGACUUUGUGUGUGUUAUAUAAUUUGUGGACGUUGAUAGUACGUGAAAGUUUUCCUGAACUUCAGGAGAUUAUUUCAUCGUUCUGGUUAAGCUGUGAUUUGGCUAGCGACAUGGUAUUUGUAUUAGAUCUGGUCGUCCAGCUCCGGACAGGAUAUCUGGAGCAAGGCCUGAUGGUCUUCAAUUCCAAAAAGCUGGCCUACCAUUACCUAAAAUCUCGUGCCUUUUUGAUGGACCUGGCUGCGCUGUGCCCACUCGACAUGCUCCAGUUAAGAUUUGGUUGGCAUCCCUUACUUAGGUGCCCUAGGUUUUUAAAGGUUUAUCGUGCUGUUAGUUAUUAUUACAUGGUAGAGUCACGGACAGUGUGGCCAAACUUAUGGAGGGUCGUGAACCUCAUUCACAUUCUUUUGAUACUUGCUCACUGGUUUGGAUGUUUCUAUUUUUUAUUGUCGGAGGCGGAAAAUUUUCAAGGCGAUUGGGUGUACCCGUUCCGGCCUGGAGAAUACGCAACGUUAACGCGAAAAUAUCUAGGAUCUGUAUACUGGUCUACAUUGACAUUGACCACCAUUGGCGAUCUGCCAACGCCCGAGACAAAUGCUGAGGACAUAAAAUCGCAAGAUGGCCCCCGAUCCUUGUCACGUAAAGGAAUCAAAUCGCGGCUGUUGCAGUUCAACACCAAUUUCGGAUACGCUUUCACAAUUGUCAGUUAUUUGAUAGGUGUUUUUAUAUUCGCAACAAUAGUAGGACAAGUUGGAAAUGUGAUAACAAAUCGUAACGCAAACCGUCUUGAAUUCGAACGCCUUUUAGAUGGUGCUAAGACUUACAUGAGGCAUCAUAAGGUUCCUGGUGGUAUGAAGAGGAGAGUACUACGUUGGUACGACUACUCAUGGUCAAGAGGUAGGAUACAAGGUGGUGGUGAUAUAAAUACAGCCUUAGGUCUACUUCCCGAUAAACUGAAAACGGAACUUGCCUUACAUGUCAAUUUAAGUGUUUUGAAAAAAGUUACUAUUUUCCAAGAGUGCCAACCAGAGUUUCUGCGGGACUUGGUCUUGAAAAUGAAGGCAUAUAUCUUCACUCCAGGAGACUCUAUAUGCAGAAAAGGUGAAGUCGCCAGAGAAAUGUUCAUCAUUGCUGACGGGAUACUAGAGGUGUUAAGCGAGCAUGGCAAAGUACUAACAACGAUGAAGGCAGGAGACUUUUUCGGCGAAAUCGGGAUCCUUAACCUUGAUGGGCUUAACAAACGAACAGCUGACGUCCGUUCCGUAGGGUAUUCGGAACUAUUCUCACUAUCUCGGGAAGAUGUUUUGACCGCCAUGAAGGACUAUCCUGAAGCUCAAGAGAUCCUGCAUGCCUUGGGAAGGAAGAGAUUGAUGGAGGUGAAAGCAUCAGCGAGGCAUCCUCCACAUAAAACGCACCAUCACCAUAUGCAUCAUAUACAGGACGGGUUAGGACUUGUGGAUAGGAUCAGGAAUGAGGCCAAGGGUCUCCGAAAUGUACUGAAGAAAACAAAACAGAGUCGAAGAUCACAAGAGUCACCACAGCUUCAGCCUCGACAUACAACCAGUACAGGCCAACAAGAAAAAGCUACUUUCAGGGAGAUGUUAAGGAUAAAAUCGCAUGGAAAUAGUGACGAUCAUGUAAAUACAAAGGACGCGGGUGAAUCCACUCAACCAGUGACUUCACCUAUUGGAGCGGGACUUCCACUUCUACAGAGAUUAAAGCUGCUAAGAGAAAAACAAGAGAUGGAAGAACGAGUCAAGAGUAUAUCUCCUACAACUGUAUGUUCUGCGACUCCAGUCAGUAAUGAGGCUGCGCCAUCUAACACUACUGAAACCGCCACUGAUCUGCCGCUACUUCAACGUAUCCUUUUUUUGAAGGAAAAAAAUAAGGUUGGGGCAUCAGGGCCAUCCAGGAUGGAAGUGGGAGAAAGGACGAAGAGCAUCACCGGACAGCUAUUUAGUGGAGUUACGCUAAAAAAGGGUUCCGCUAGUAUACAAGAAUCAACGUCGUCAGCAAUAAAUGCAACGAAUUUAGGGAAGAGCUUUUCAAGGGAACGAAUUGAAGGUGGUACAAAUGAACAACGUGGGAAAGUAGAUGUCAAAGAGCAUUUAUCGGUGCUCAGCUCAAAAGUCGCUAUUCCUUCAAAAUUAGUUAAUAAAGUUCAUUUAAGAGAUCGACUAAAAGUAGCAAUCAGAGUGAAAGGAAAGGGGAGCUGCAGAAAAGACUCCCUGCCAAAAAUGACAGAACUGGCUACUACGCCCGCACAUUCCCCAGCCUCCAGUGGAGAUAAACAACUAAGCAGAUUGACCGUGGAGGGUAGUACAGAUAGCAGUUGCAUGGAGCCCCAUUGGUUGAAACUGAAGCGUGCGGCGGUGUCAAAGGAGGUGGAAGUGGUGACGACAUCUGAAGGGAGUAGUGUAGAGACUGCAACUACGAAAGUGAUCCACAAUGCAGAAGGGGUUGGUGGAAGCGAAGGACAUAUGCCCGACACCGAACCGCAUAUAGCUAAUAGAAAACCUAACUUGACGCUUACUCGAAAAACAACAAAAUAUUAUAGGUCUAUAGACGAUCUCUCUCCAGAAUAUGCUCCUCUUCCGUUUGUAAAGAAACUUAAAAUUCUCAACGAACGGCAAAAACUGGAGGAACUUGAAACCAAAAUAAAAAUACGCAAUUUCUCCUUAGACAUUCCAGAAAAUCAGAGCAGUGACAGUGACACAUUAACGAGGUCUCAUUCUGAAAGUUCGGCCAUACAUCAAAACAACAACUUGCCAACUACUCCUCUGUCAACUAGUCCGUUAGACUCGUCAUAUGACCCCAAUGAGACUAUAGAGAGAAAGAAUCUAAGGUCUAUACUGAAGAAACUUUCAGAACACGCCGAAGGGGAUAAGAAAGACACGGCGAGAGUUAGGCCAGAAAGGCUGAGUUCUGUCGAACUUAGAAAGCUGAUGCGCGCACCGACAAUAGAAGGGUACAAGGCGCGUCAUAGCAAACUUUCAAAAAGUGUCACUUUCAGCAGGGAGACACUGCACAGCCCCCCGAACGGCACCAACGGCGACACCCAGAGCUGCUCCCCCUUUGUAUGUCCUACUACCUGCACCACCCCUGAUCCUCCACCUACCAACAAUGUCAUCAGCGAGGGACGACUCAUCGCGACUCCUACCGAGAUUACACAGCCCCUACCCGAUAUUAAGGGGAACAACAAGCUCAACGGAUCGCUGGAGGAUGAGCAACAAUACUUCACUGAUAUUCUCUUUGCUAUUAAGCAAGUGAUGAGCUCACACCUCCAAGACAUCCAGAAUAAGUAUCAUCAGAAGUUUGAAAAGCUAGAGGAGGAAAUGCGACAUAAAGAUGAACUCAUCUCGACACUCAAAGCACAUAUCUUCGAAAUAGAAAGAACUAAUGAAAGUUCCUUAACUACAGGGUCACUAGAGACGGUUAUAGGCAACGAAAUUUACUCGUGGGAUGACCGGCCUUACGAAGAAGGAUCACACGAUCUACCGAAUCCAUUGCCAUCAUCCCUACCACAAAAUACUGUCGUACACAUCGACUCAACCACAGAGUCAGAGUCGGACGUCUGUGAAAUUUCCGACGUUGAAGAGCAGACAGACGAUUGUGAAUCAAGCAUCGAGUUUGACAACUCCGGAUCAAACUGGGAAAUAGAACUACUCGCGGCGCAGAUGAGGCAACGGAGGUCUGCGAGUCUUGACCUCGAGCGUCCCUUGAGGCAGAAGCUCACCAAAGUGUCGUCGGUUGAUCUGUACAAAUGAUACAGGGAGGAACGCUUCUACCAUAUCGUCACCUGCAUCACUUAGAACUACACCUAAUACUUAGUUCAGAUUAUAGACUAAUCAUUAAAAUGUUUGGAUAAUCAAAGUGCGACAUCGUACAUGGUGGUUGAAAGCAGAUAUACUCUUAAGAUGAUAUACCCAUCAUCUCAAUGAGCUGUUUAUAGACAAUAUAUCGAUUUAUUAAGUUUCCUUGGAGUUUAGUAUUCAGUGAAGACUAAAAAUCAUUAAUUGCAGAUAUUAAAGACAUUUUUUGGUGUUAUAGUUCACUAACUAGAAGUAUUCCCAUCUGCCACGAAAAUGGAUAUUUCUGUCCAGUAAUCACCGACAGGAUGAGGCAAGUUAGUGUUAAAUGCUGGCGUAAAGCCCAGCUCUGCAUGAUGCGAUACGUAACAGUUAUUUUUUAAUGAUAACUUCAAAUCAACAUGACUAUAGGGCCAGAACACUAGUCGCAGAUUUGAUAAAUGCGUUUAAUUAAAUACUCGGUCCUAUGUAAAAAAGUGAUAGAAGUAAAUUUGUAGAUAACUGAACUAUAUAUCUUUCGAUCUUGUUUCAUAUUACCG
Acanthoscelides obtectus is the source of this 5427-nucleotide messenger RNA. The record is from the annotation of a GenBank genome assembly. Lineage: Eukaryota; Metazoa; Arthropoda; Insecta; Coleoptera; Chrysomelidae.